Messenger RNA from Linnemannia hyalina, 2589 nucleotides. The record is from the annotation of a GenBank genome assembly. NCBI's taxonomy places the organism in Eukaryota, Fungi, Mortierellomycota, Mortierellomycetes, Mortierellales, Mortierellaceae.
AUGGUUACCAUGUCUCGCUUUUUCCGUGCUGCAGAGAGCGACUCUGACGACAGCGAAUCCGAAUACUCUGAUGAGUUGACCGCGUCCGAUUCGGAGGACCACUCUGGCUCUGACUCUGAGGACGAAUCCUCCUCUGAUGAGGACGGUGCCAAGAAAGGAGGCGCGGCCGGUCGUGGCCGUUUCUUUGAGGGAGCCUUGGACUCGGACGAUGACAGUGAUGAUGAUACGGUCCGUGUUGUCAAGUCUGUCAAGGAUAAGCGCCUUGAUGAGAUUGAGCAGGCUGUGUCCGGGAUUGCCAAUGGGUUGAAGAUUAACGACUGGGUCUCUGUCCAGAACGAGUUCGACCGUGCUAACAAGGGUAUUCAGAAGGCCGCUGGCCUUAUUGCCCAAUCUGGCGUCCCCAAGUUCUACAUCAAGUCUGUUGCCGAGUUGGAGAAGGCCAUCCAGGCCGCUGCUCAGAAGGAGAAGAGCGCCUCCAAGAAGUUGAACCCCUCCAACAACAGGGCCCUCAACUCACUCAAGCAGAACAUCAAGAAGAACAACCGCCAAUACGAGAGUCAAAUUCAGGAGUACGAGAAGGACCCCGAGAACUACGACAAGGAGCCUGAGGAGGAAGAGGAGGUCGUUAAGAAGCCCAAGGUCAAGAAGGCCAAGAAGGUCGUUGUUUCGGACUCUGAGGAUGACAAGGAGGACGAGGAGGAGGCUGAGGACGAUGGAUUCACCCCUGUCGGCGCUGGCGGCAAGUCGGUCGAGUUGACCCAGGAUAACUUGUACAAGAAGCUGCGGGAGGUUGUUGAUGCUCGUGGAAAGAAGAACACCAACCGCGAGGAGCAGGUCAAGAUCUUGGAGCGUCUUCUGGUCGUUGCCAACACCCCCUACCAGAAGAUUAUCGUUCUCUUGAACUUGGUCUCUGCCCAGUUCGACUUUGCCACUGGUGUCUCUGGCUUCAUGAACAUUCCCCUCUGGAAGAACGCUGAGAAGUACUUGAACAGCUUGUUGACGAUUUUGGAGGCCAACCCUUUGUACAUUGUCAAGGAGAACGUUCCCGAUGUCGAUGACGAAGAAAAGGACCGCCUUCCCGAGGAUGGCCAGCCCGUCCUUAUCCAGGGAUCUCUUGUCGCCUUUGUCGACCGCCUCGACGAUGAGUUCACUAAGUCGCUCCAGAACAUUGACCCCCACACCACCGACUAUGUUGACCGUCUCAAGGAUGAGGUCGGACUCUACGCCGUCAUUGUCCGCUCCAACGUCUACUUCAAGCGUCUCGACCUCGUCGACUCUAUCUCCCGCACCACCAUGAGACGUCUUGAGCACUUGUACUUCAAGCCCGAUGUUGUUAUUGUUGCUGUUGAGGGUGCCACCGCUGCUCUCUUGUCGAGCAAGGAGGCUACCACUGCCAAGGAGUCUGAGGUUUUGAUCCACGACUUGUGCGUGUUCUUGUACAAGAACGCCAACUCUCUCCAGCGUACCCGUGCCAUGCUCUGCCACAUCUACCACCACGCCCUCCACAACCGCUUCUUUAUCGCCCGUGACAUGCUCUUGAUGUCGCAUUUGCAGGAGACGAUUCACCAGGCCGAUGUCACCACCCAGAUCUUGUUCAACCGCGCCAUGGUCCAAUUGGGUCUUUGCGCCUUCCGCGAGGGCAUGAUUAGGGAGGCACACACCUGCUUGCACGAUAUCUCGGGAACUGGACGCGUCAAGGAGUUGCUCGCCCAGGGUCUUCAAGCCCAACGGUACGGAGCUGUCUCGCCCGAGCAGGAGAAGCUCGAGCGUCAGCGCCAGUUGCCCUUCCACAUGCACAUCAACUUGGAGCUUUUGGAGUGUGUCUACUUGACCUGCUCGAUGCUCCUCGAGAUCCCUGCCAUGGCCCAGGCCGGCAACAGCCCCGAGAACAAAAAGAAGGUCAUCUCCAAGCCCUUCCGCCGCAUGCUCGACUACAACUCUCGCCAGGUGUUCACAGGACCCCCCGAGAACACUAGGGAUCACAUCAUGGGCGCUGCCAAGGCCCUUUCGAUUGGCGAGUGGGAGCGGUCGGUCGAGUUGAUCAAGGCGAUCAAGAUCUGGGAGCUCAUGCCCGGAUGCGACAACAUCAAGGAGAUGCUUGCUGUCAAGAUCCAGGAGGAGGGACUUCGUACAUACUUGUUUGCCAAUGCCUCAUACUACUCCUCUGUCGGUUUGGAGUCGUUGGGCAAGAUGUUCAACCUUUCCGUCAACACUGUUUUGGCGAUUGUCGCCAAGAUGGUCUACAACGAGGAGUUGUCUGCCUCGAUUGAUCAGGUCGCAAAUGUGGUGCAGCUCCACCACGUCGCGUUGAGCAAGAUGCAGGCUUUGGCUUUGGCCUUUGCUGACAAGGCCUCGGGCUUUGUGGAGGGUAACGAGAAGCUGUUGGAGACCAAGACCCCUCAGCCACAGCAGGGUGACCGCAAGAAGGGCGGUGCUGUUGGAGGCAAGGAGCAGACUGGCAAGGAGCAGGGCGGCAAGCAGCAACAGCGCACGAUGGGACCCCGUGGACAGCGUGGUGGCCGUAACCAGUUCCAUAACGGUUUGGGAAACAGCGUUCGGGGUGGUCGCAAGAACCAGCAGCAGCAGUAG